GCCCUUAAGAUUUAGUGCCUUGACAUCUAUAAAUUCUCCUCGGCUAGAACUACAAUGCUCAUCAAUUUGGCCCCAACUUUUAGUAUUACAAAAGAGAAAUAUAGCAUGGCUUGUAAGUUUGUAUUUUUAGUGUUAAUGGGUGCCCUUCUUUGCACCACAAUUAUUGAUGCUAGGAAGCUUGUUGGUGGAGUUGAUGAGCAAAAAUCCAUCCUACCAAGUGGCCCUCUCCUUCCUGCCGGUGGGCUCGGGAUUGGGACAGGUGGAGGCCUUGGUUUAGGGUUAGGUCUUGGUCAUGUUGGAUUGGGCCUUGGUAGCGGGUUUGGAGGUGGAGUUGGGCUUGGAGGUGGUGCCGGUGGUGGAGGCGGAGGAGGGUUUGGAGGCGGUGGUGGUCUUGGAGGUGGUGGUCUUGCUGGUGGUGGUGGUUUUGGUGGUGGAGCUGGUGGAGGGCUUGGAAGUGGCAUCAUCCCUUGAUGUAAUUUCAAGUUAUUUAUUUAAUGAUAAAUGUUGCGAAUAACAACUUUAAUUAAUGUACUGUUGUUGUUUCCCUUAUUAUCGAACUUGUAGCCCUUUAGGCUAUGUGUUAACUAAACUUAACGUUGUGUUGUGCUCAUUAAGAUAUGUGGAUUAUGAUAUUGUUGUGUCAUUGUUGUAAGUUCUUCUAUCUAUAUUACAUAAUAAAGUUUAUCUCUA
Molecule: messenger RNA, 690 nt
Organism: Beta vulgaris subsp. vulgaris (sugar beet)
Lineage: Eukaryota; Viridiplantae; Streptophyta; Magnoliopsida; Caryophyllales; Amaranthaceae
Product: glycine-rich cell wall structural protein
Exons: 1
Coding region: 55-471 (138 amino acids)
Source: RefSeq, a predicted model, not a curated record